AUGGAUAGUGUGUCUGCCGAGGCGCGGGCGGGAGCACGGGUACUGGGCGAAAUCGAGGAGACGUCCCUUGAUGAGAUGGCUGGGCCGUGGCGAAAGCAAGGAUUUAUUCUUGCCGAACUUCGUCAUGCAAUUGACGCAACAAAUACGACGACAAUAUCGAAGCCCAUUACCCACAAUGUGAAUAAGUCUCACAGCUCGUACCCCAUCCCCGGCCUCGACGCCUUGGUGGCCCGCCAGCGGCAGGCUGCUCCAGCAUCACCACUGCAACUGACCGGUCGAUACCUCCAUCUCAUUUACGCUCUCAUAUCCACUCUCAUCGCAGCACCUCAUCUCAAGACCGUCGUCGUGAUCGACCUCGAAGACCGUUUCGAUGCCACACGAUUGACAGUCGGCAGCGGACCGAAUGACGAUGCUGAUCACGACAAGCACGAUAUCGAGACGGACACUGAUGACCCUCUGCGCCACGUGCAUGUCUACCGCCCAGCACGUUCCAGCAUAGAACACCUCCGGGACGUUAUCGCCGCCGCCGAACACCGCAUGCUGUACGGCCGUCACGACAGCAGGACCCGUGAAUGGUGGGGAACCAUUGUCAUCGGCGCUCCCCUGGCCGCAACCACCGGCUCCUCGUCCGCCGCCGGCCGGCCCAGCAGUAGCGUGCAAGUCACAGCCAGCUGGCGCGGCUGGAUGAGAGUCGACCGCGAUGAGGUACGCGGCUUCCCCUUGGGUGCUGGCGUCGGAGAGGUGUUGGCAGAUAGGGAGAGGCGGCAGGCUGCGGUGGAUGAGGCACCAUGGACGGCUUCAUGCGCAUGGGGAUCGAUAGUCUUCCAAGAGAAGGGCGCGGCAGCAGCGAAAGAUGAGCCUCCAUUGCAUCGAUAG
Verticillium dahliae VdLs.17 is the source of this 876-nucleotide messenger RNA. RefSeq lists its product as uncharacterized. NCBI's taxonomy places the organism in Eukaryota, Fungi, Ascomycota, Sordariomycetes, Glomerellales, Plectosphaerellaceae. The transcript is spliced from 3 exons. The record is from RefSeq and is a predicted model, not a curated record. The coding region runs from base 1 to 876 and encodes 291 amino acids.